AUGGGAGUACAAAGUCAUUAGCUCCUCGAAUGUCAGCUGCUGUUUUACAGAAGAAUGAAGGAUAUACGUAUAUCAAUAAGGUUAAUGAGGAUGCUCUUCUCUCACCUGGGGUAAUGUCAAAGGUGCAUGGCAUAAGAAUAGACAAGAAGAGACUUUGGAGCAAGAGAAGAUGGUCAACAAUAGCUUUCAAAAGGAGACGACUUCUCCUUAAGAAAAGAAAGCAAAAGAGAGAGUAUUCCUUACAGUUGCGAGAAGGACAAACAUAUGAAAACAACAUAGAGUCUGCUGCAGAAGUUGACAUUGAAAGCAUUCCAGGUAAACUUGAUCCCAAGGAAGGAGAAGUUGUAGAGUUCGAUAUAGAAACAACUGGUUUGGGUCGUGACAGUGACCUUGUGCAGCUGUCUGCUUCCGAUGGUGACAGCGAAUUUAAUGUUUACAUUCAGCCAAAUCAGCCAAUUAGCAAGAAUGCUACAGCAAUAUCUGGAAUAACAUAUUCAUUUGAGAAAAACACUGUUUAUUAUAACGGCAAAGAGGUGGAAUCUAAGAGUUUGAGAUCAAGCUUAGUGAAAUUCAUUGAAUAUCUGCAAAGACAUGAUAACCCGAUAUUAGUUGGCCACAACAUUAUGUCAUAUGACAUACCUGUUCUUAGCAACAAAUAACAUGAGUGCAACAUGCUCUCUGAAUUCAUUUUACAUGUUUAUG
Molecule: messenger RNA, 702 nt
Organism: Saccostrea echinata
Lineage: Eukaryota; Metazoa; Mollusca; Bivalvia; Ostreida; Ostreidae
Exons: 4
Coding region: 30-659 (209 amino acids)
Biological process (GO): DNA catabolic process
Cellular component (GO): cytoplasm
Molecular function (GO): nucleic acid binding; 3'-5'-DNA exonuclease activity
Source: RefSeq, a predicted model, not a curated record